UCCAUGUGGAGGACGAAGCGGAGCACGGUGGACGGCUACUUCCUGGCAGGGAAGAACAUGUCAUGGUGGCCGGUGGGGGCCUCGUUGUUCGCCAGUAACAUCGGCAGCGGACACUUGAUCGGCCUGGCCGGCUCAGGAGCUGCGGCGGGAAUCGGGGCGAUCGCGUAUGAGUGGAAUGGAAUGUUUAUGGUGCUGCUGCUGGGGUGGAUCUUCCUGCCCAUUUACCUGGCAUCUGGGGUGACAACCAUGCCGGAGUAUUUGCAGAGACGAUUCGGCGGGAGAAGAACGCAGUUGUUUAUAGCGGUUUUGUCGUUGUUUAUUUACAUUUUCACCAAGAUAUCGGUGGACAUGUAUGCUGGGGCUUUGUUUAUUCAGCUGGCUCUGCAGUGGAACAUCUACCUGGCUGUGGUGCUCCUCCUGUCCGUCACUGCUCUCUACACUGUAGCAGGUGGUCUGGCUACAGUCAUCUACACCGACGCCGCUCAGACCGCCAUCAUGCUAGCAGGAGCGUUGAUCCUCUCGGCGUUUAGUUUUGUCGAGGUGGGAGGCUGGAACGCUCUGAUGGAGGGUUACCGCCACGCCAUCCCCUCAGUCCGCGUGGCCAACUCCACGUGCGGCAUCCCUCGAGAGGACGCCUUUCAUAUAUUCAGAGACCCCGUGAACUCUGACCUCCCGUGGCCCGGUGUUAUCGUGGGAAUGUCUAUUCCUUCCAUGUGGUACUGGUGCUCCGAUCAGGUGAUUGUGCAGCGCUCAUUAGCAGCCAGGACACUGACUCAUGCAAAAGGCGGCUCCCUAUUGGCUGCCUACCUCAAGAUCUGGCCUUUCUUUGCUAUCAUGUUGCCCGGAAUGAUCAGCAGGAUACUUUAUACAGAUGAUGUAGCAUGUGCAGUUCCGGAGUUGUGUCAGCAGAUCUGCGGUAAUCCAGUAGGAUGCACAGACACCGCCUAUGCUCGACUGGUCAUGGAGCUGCUCCCCGCAGGCCUGCGAGGGCUGAUGAUGGCAGUGAUCAUCGCCGCGCUCGUCUCCUCGCUCACCUCCGUGUUUAACAGUGCUAGCACCAUUUUCACCAUGGACCUGUGGAAGACCUUCCGAUCCGCCGCGUCAGAGUGGGAGCUCAUGAUCGUGGGCAGGGUGUUUGUGUUGGUGCUGGUGGUGGCGUCCAUUCUGUGGAUUCCCGUCAUUCAAGCCAGUCAGGGUGGUCAGCUCUUCAUCUACAUUCAGUCCAUCAGCACCUACCUGCAGCCCCCCGUCUCCAUCAUCUUCCUCCUGGGCUGCUUUUGGAGGAGGACCAAUGAGAAGGGUGCAUUCUGGGGCCUGGUUGUGGGCCUUACAGUGGGCUGCAUCCGUAUGCUGCUGGACUUCAUCUACCCGUCCCCGUUGUGCUACGAGGAGGACGACAGGCCCGUUGUGAUCAAAUAUGUGCAUUACCUCUACUUCUCCAUGUUGCUGUCCAUCAUCACGCUGGUAGUGGUGGUGGGAGUCAGUCUGGCCACGGAGGAACCCACAGCAGAGCAGAUUAAUAAUCUGACUUGGUUCACACGAUUCGCCCGCGUGGAGCCCAAAGAUCUAAACUUGGAGGUCACGGCUCAGACGGUUGCGGUUCCAAGAAGCCAAGAUGAGAGCAGCAAGAGAGAAGAUUCAACACGGUCCAGUCUGAGAAGUCAAUCCAGGCUGGUGUCAGCCCUCUACUGGCUGUGUGGCAUGGAGAGAAGAAUGAAGGAAGGGCAGAAGAGUCCCGAGAUGCCGGCAGAACCCCAAUGUAACAAACUGGAAGAAAAUCCACGUCUGCGGCAGAUUGUCAACGCCAACCUGAUCGUCUGUCUCUCUGUGGCUGCUUUUUUCAUUGGCUACUGGGCCUGACCUGACUAGACUUCCUCAGGGACACAAGGAACCUACAAGGUUGUGUACAUUUUUCACCCAAUCAUGUUCUCUGAUCUAAAAGGACAGACAUACUUCCUCCUUGCUAUGUUUUACAUGUUCAAUACACUUUUUCAAUACUUAUGAGCACAACAUUAUUGUUAAUAGAAUGAUGUGUCAAAUCUGACAGUUCUCUUCUCUUAAAACAGUUGUCUUUAUGAUUAAAUGUCUGCUCAACUCCAGAGGGUACCAGGCAUCAA
This is a messenger RNA of Doryrhamphus excisus (bluestripe pipefish), 2117 nucleotides long. Lineage: Eukaryota; Metazoa; Chordata; Actinopteri; Syngnathiformes; Syngnathidae. The record is from RefSeq and is a predicted model, not a curated record.